Aureobasidium subglaciale EXF-2481 is the source of this 2360-nucleotide messenger RNA. RefSeq lists its product as uncharacterized. Lineage: Eukaryota; Fungi; Ascomycota; Dothideomycetes; Dothideales; Saccotheciaceae. Gene Ontology annotation, cellular component: membrane. Gene Ontology annotation, molecular function: transmembrane transporter activity. The record is from RefSeq and is a predicted model, not a curated record. Bases 222 to 1886 code for a protein of 554 amino acids. Gene Ontology annotation, biological process: transmembrane transport. The transcript has a single exon.
UAAGGAUUCCAAGUAUGAUAGCUUGUCUUUGCUAUCGUAUUAUGAAGCAGGGCGUCGCGAUCCGUCCGGCGUCUAAAGCAACAUGACGACCUUUUUCCCAAUUGCCGUCUUACCAAGCAGGGCGUCAUGGUCUGUCUCCAGCUGUUAUAUAUACAGCUUUCCUUUGGGUGAUUUUGUGUUUGUAUUCUAUCUGUCUUAUACAAAGCACCAUUCUCUCGAAGAUGAUUCAACAAUUGCCGACUUCGCCAGAUUGCCCGGCUCACAGAGAUAUCUCGCCAGUCCAAUGUCCAAGCUCUAUUCAUGUCGUCUCCACGGCGAGACCACCGACCGUCCCGGCCGACUCCUCUUCUUAUGUCAAAGAGAAUGAUGCUUGCAGCAUACUGGAUGAUGAAACGCUGGAGCAGCGAAUAGAGCGUCUAGGUCGUGAACGUCCUCCAGCCUUCAAGACCAUCUGGAAUGAAAUCGGCCUCGUUUUCAGCAUCACAAUGUCCCAAUUCCUGACCGAAUACUUCGUCUCUGGCUUUGUCGUCAUUCUGCCUACACUGAUCAAAGAACUGGAUAUUCCCCAGGCUUCGAGCGUGUGGCCGGCUACAGCUUUUUCUUUGCUCAUUGCCAGCACUUUGCUCAUCUUUGGUCGUCUGGGCGAUAUGUGGGGUGCUUAUCCUGUGUUUAUGGCUGGAAUCGCGUGGCUUGCUCUGUGGAGUGUUGUUUCUGGAUUCAGUAUCAAUCCUUUGAUGCUGGAUUGUUGUCGCGCUUUGCAGGGGUUGGGAGCUGCCGCUUUUCUGCCUACUGGAGUGCAGCAGCUUGGAGAGCUGUAUCGUCCUGGUCCACGAAAGAACCUGAUCUUUGCUAUUUAUGGGGCUUCUGCCAUUUUCGGAUUUUUUGGGGGUAUCGUUGUUGCUGGCCUCGUCGGUCAAUUUCUUCGUUGGGGCUUCUAUUUCUGGAUCGGCGGUAUACUGGCGGGUCUUACUCUGGUCUCUUCGUUCUUGUUUGUUCCUAGACCCAAGGAAAGGAGGAAGAAAGCUGUUGGGAUGGAUCUUGGAGGAGCGGUUACCAUCACUGCAGGACUUGUGUUGAUUGUCUUUGCGAUCACUCAGUCGGCACAUGCUUCUUGGGGCUGGAGAACACCCUACAUCAUCGUUUGUCUCAUUUUAGGUGUCGCUUCCCUGCUCACUGCAGUCUACAUCGAGACUCGCUUUGCUGCAGAUCCCCUCCUUCCAGCUUCUUUAUUCGCCACUCCUUGCAUGACACCACUCCUCAUCGCCGUCUUCCUUCUGUACGGCACCUGGGGCAUCUUUUCGGUCUACGGAACAUUAUACUUCCAAAAUAUCAUGUCGGCCACUCCUCUUCAAGUUGUCGCUUGGUAUUGUCCUCUCGGUAUUGCUGGCUUGUUGAUAAGUAUUUUGGAGGGUUUCAUCCUACACCUUGUACCGGGACGGCUUCUCUUGAUCAUUUCCGGCUUUGGAGCAGUGGGUUCGCAACUUUUACUUGCACUCAUCCCCUCGCAAGGGGCAAACUAUUGGGCAUGGAUUUUUCCGGCAAUGGUCCUCGGUACUGUUGGUCUUGAUCUGUCGGUCAUCUUGAUGACGGUGUUUGUUACAUCUGCCGUUCCAGCAAAGCAGCAAGGGUUGGCGGGAGGAGUCAUCAAUUCUGUUCUUCAGCUCGGUGUGGCGUUUACUCUUGGGCUGGCGGAUAUCAUCCAAUCCAAGACAGUGGAAAAUGAUGAGUUGGGGAAGAGCUAUAAACACACAUUCUGGCUUGGUGUUGGGCUGGGAGCUGCGAGUUUAUUGAUCAUGGCGAUUUGGGGCAAGGUACCCAAGGCGAGUAGUGAGUUGACAGCCGAUGAGAAGGAAGAAAUAAGGCAGCAUUUGGAAGCAGAGUACUAGCCAAAUCGUCAGCAUUCAAAUGAGGCAACAAUUGCCAUAGUACCCGAGUUCCGGAAAGACAUACCGUGAUGAAAAAAAAAAUCUUACUUGCCUCUUUUCGUGUCACAAAAUCAGCCAGUCCACGCCCGUCUCUUUCAGAUACAAUAUCCAAUCCCCAUCUCGAAUACCAUCAUUAGGUGAACAAGUCGCCCCAUUCUCUAUUCUGACACUUUUUAUUGCCCAAAUCGUCUCCAUCGUCUCCAAUGCCCGUCGCAUCAAACCCCAAGGCUCUACUUUCCACAAUUCCCGGAAUCUUGCCGCCACCCGCUUCCGCAUAUCGACCACGUUUGACUCUGCUCCCGCAACGAAAGCCGGCCAUGUGGUUGCAGAGAACAAAUCAUCAUGUCUUCGCACAUCUGAGAUAUUAUCAACAAUCUCCAUGACCAUGGCUUCAAAGUCGCAUGACGGUUUUGUAUCUGGAUAUGUCGAUAGCAG